AUGGCUUACAGUUGGGACAACAGGGUGAAUUUCGUCGUGCGUUAUUUAUACGAUCUAGACGGAAACGGCUACCUCGACGAGAAGGACUUCGCCUGCUUAGCCUUGCGGGCCACCAUAAUAGAAGGAAAAGGCGAAUUCAGCUACAGCAAGCUGCAGGAGAACCAGCACAUCAUGCUCAGCCUGUGGGAGGAAAUGGCCGAACUGGCCGAUUUCGAUAAGGACCUGUUGCAGGAGGGCAGGAUAACGGUCGAGGAGUUCAAGCAAGCGGUGCAACAGUGUUGCAUGGGCAAACGGUACGGGGACUUCCCGCAGGCGAUGAAGAUGUUCAUCGAUUCGAAUUUCAAAAUGGUAGAUUUGAACGAUGACGGUGUCAUCGAUGCCGAUGAAUACAGGUUUAGUUGCAUCACGAAAUUCCCAUUGGACGAUGUCGAAGUCGUCGAUGAAGCCUUUAAUAACAUGCUUAAUGACGAUGAUAGACGCAGGGGCGGACUGACAUUAUCCAGAUACCAGGAAUUAUACGCGGAAUUCCUGGGGAACCCCGACGAGACUUCUGCUGCUUAUUUAUUCGGCCCGCUGGCGGAGUUUUUCUAUUAUCCGGACGAUUUAGGUAGUAUUUAG
Molecule: messenger RNA, 618 nt
Organism: Phyllotreta striolata
Lineage: Eukaryota; Metazoa; Arthropoda; Insecta; Coleoptera; Chrysomelidae
Source: the annotation of a GenBank genome assembly